CCUGUGUAUACGCAAAGAUGGAGUCGAAAAUUUAUAAUGGCGACAAAUCUGUGAAAAUCUUGUAAAUAAUCAUAAAAAUUGCAUUGUCCCCAAAAAUGCAAAUGCAAUUACGAAAAACUCGAGCAGCAGAAGCGUGGCAAUUAUUUAAAUAAAUUAAGCAAAACAUAAACACAAAAAAGCACAAAGUGUGUGCAAAAUAACGAACAAAACAAACCGAAGCAAAAGAACGUGAGAAGAGGAGCGGACCGGGAAAAAGAUAAUAAAUUGCCUGGAGAGGAGUGCUGAGCACGCAGGACUGCAAAGUGGCGUCGCUACUGGAGAUUAGGGCUGGGGCAGCAGCGGCGUCCAUGUCCAAGGGGCGGCACAACAAUAACCACUAUUGCACCACUACCAGGAGAGCGCAGCAGCAGCAGCCGGUGUGGUGUCGCCAAUUGUGGCCUUAAGCAUGUAGUCUUGAAGCAACAACCCGUUCUCUUACCAAGCACAAGACACGAGGAAGAAGAAGUAAAUCAAAACAGCAGAAACACACAAAACAAACUCGACACCAAUGAAAAAUGUCACAAAGAGGUAAGCGCGGUAAUCAACAUCAUCAUCAGUCGCAUCAUCCGCCGCCGCAGCAGCAACAGCGGAAGGAUGUUGAGCCGCAGCCGCCCCCCACUAAGCGGCGUAAAGGCAGACCGCCCAAUGGGGCGACAACAGCAGCGGCAGCAAUAGCAGCGACAGCGGGAGCGGGAGCGGGAUCAACAACAGGAGGAGAUCGAGUUCCAAUUAUACCGUCAAGUAAAAGCAAAAACGAUGUGGAACAGGAGCUUGAUAUUGGUGAAAGAGGAAAUGAAAGUGGACUACUUGGAGCCGCCAGCAGCAGCAGCAGCAUUAGCAAAUCCAAGUCAACGAAGCAGGCCAAAUCGUCUAGUAAAUGCAAGUCGCAGGGGGCGAGUACGAGCAGCUCAUGGCAGGCUCGCUCCGUGGCAGACAUUAAAAUGUCGAGCAUUUACAAUCGCAGCUCAACGGAGGCCCCAGCUGAACUUUACCGCAAGGAUCUCAUUAGCGCAAUGAAAUUGCCAGACUCGGAGCCAUUGGCCAAUUAUGAGUAUUUAGUUGUUGCGGAUCAAUGGAAGCAGGAAUGGGAGAAGGGCGUACAAGUACCUGUUAACCCGGACUCCCUUCCCGAGCCAUGCGUUUACGUUCUGCCUGAGCCAAUUGUGUCGCCAGCCCACGACUUUAAGCUUCCGAAAAAUCGCUAUCUGCGCAUUACCAAAGACGAGCACUAUUCGCCGGAGCUGCAUUGCCUGACGAAUGUCGUUGCCUUGGCAGAGAACACCUGUGCCUACGACAUAGAUCCCAUUGAUGAGGCCUGGCUGCGUCUCUACAAUGGCGAUCGUGCCCAAUGCGGUGCUUUCCCCAUUAACGAGACACAGUUCGAGCGCGUCAUUGAGGAGCUGGAGGUUCGUUGCUGGGAGCAGAUUCAAGUCAUUCUUAAGCAAGAGGAAGGCUUGGGCAUUGAGUUCGAUGAGAACGUCAUCUGCGAUGUUUGUCGGUCCCCUGACUCCGAGGAGGCCAACGAAAUGGUAUUCUGUGAUAAUUGCAAUAUCUGUGUGCAUCAGGCUUGUUACGGCAUUACAGCAAUCCCAUCAGGUCAAUGGCUAUGUCGCACCUGUUCCAUGGGCAUAACUCCUGACUGCGUACUCUGUCCGAACAAGGGUGGUGCCAUGAAGUCCAACAAAUCGGGCAAGCACUGGGCCCAUGUUUCUUGCGCCCUGUGGAUACCCGAAGUGAGCAUUGGAUGUGUGGAUCGCAUGGAGCCGAUAACAAAAAUCUCAAGCAUUCCUCAAUCGCGUUGGUCUUUGGUCUGCGUGCUCUGCCGAAAGCGCGUGGGCAGCUGCAUCCAAUGCUCGGUGAAGCCCUGCAAGACAGCAUACCAUGUGACCUGCGCAUUCCAGCACGGCUUGGAGAUGCGGGCCAUCAUCGAAGAGGGCAAUGCCGAAGAUGGCGUGAAAUUGCGAUCCUAUUGCCAGAAGCACAGCAUGAGCAAAGGCAAGAAGGAGAACGCUGGCGGUGCAAGUGGGGGAGGCAGUGCCUCGGUCACGAAUUCCAUGCACAAAGCGAACAAGUACACAGGCGGCACAGGCGGAGUAGGCGACGAGGGCAGCAGUGCUUGUGGUAAGACAGGAGAGGAUCAACGCAGGCGUAAGAAUCAUCGAAAGAACGACAUGACCUCCGAGGAGCGUAACCAGGCAAGGGCUCAGCGUCUACAGGAAGUGGAGGCGGAGUUCGACAAGCAUGUGAACAUUAAUGACAUCAGUUGUCAUUUAUUCGAUGUGGACGACGAUGCCAUUGUGGCCAUAUACAACUAUUGGAAGCUGAAGCGAAAGUCGCGCCACAAUCGGGAGCUGAUACCGCCCAAGUCUGAGGACGUGGAAAUGAUAGCCCGCAAGCAGGAGCAGCAGGACUUGGAGAACCAUAAGCUGGUGGUUCACUUGCGGCAAGAUCUAGAACGAGUUCGCAAUCUCUGCUAUAUGGUUAGCCGGAGGGAAAAACUGUCGCGCUCCCUAUUCAAGCUACGCGAGCAGGUCUUCUAUAAGCAGCUGGGAGUGCUCGACGAAAUGCGCCUGGACAAGCAGCAGCAGAAGCAGGAAGAAAAGCAGCGUCCCGCGUUAGACAUGGACGCUGUAAUAUACGCCAACGAUGGGCCUACGUUGUACGAUCGCUUCUACAGCUCGGCUGGAGGACAAACUGUGCCGGCACAGUACCAGGAUCUGAAGUAUAUCCUCGAGCAGCUCAUGGGCAAGCUACAGAGUGGAAAACAGAGGCGUGGACGUGCCUCCCAGUCCCCCAACAAGCGUAAGCAGGUGGCUAAGGCUUCCCCUACUAAGAAGAUCAACAAUGGCUCCAUUACCUCCCGCACAUCUUCUCCAGAGAAGCCGGCAGCGAUGGGCAAGGUGGCAUCCAUGUCCUCCACCGCUGCAAAGGUGCGGGGGGCGCCGCCUGGGAAACCUCCUGCAGGGAGGCGUGCCUCGAAGAGCGGCGCGGCGACGGGGACGUCGACCCACAACAAAACCCAAUCACAACCGCAUUCCCAUAUCCGGAGCAGUGCGUCCUCCCAUACGUCAAGCGGCAGUUCAUCAUCUGGUGAUUCCAGCUCGCCGAAUGGCACCAGUAGUUCCGACAGUUCCUCUGCAAGCGAUUCAGGCAGUGAACGCGGAAGCUCAAGCGCGGCCAGCGGAAUCUCCAGGCGAAAGUCCUCCUCCACAGGAAGUCCCCUCAAAAAGCAAAGCUACGCUCGCUCCGUGGAGCAGCGACAGAAACAGCGCCAGCGUCGCCAAAGUGAGGCGGCUGCGGGUGUGCCUGCGGCGUCUCCGAGCUCAAGAUCUGCCACCAGCUCUAGCGAAGAUGAGGACGAGCAGCAGAGGCGGAGGCAAGAAUCUGAGCGUGAGAACCGCGGACGGGGAUCAAUUUACAACAAAACAGUACCUAACAGAACCCAACCAACUAAGUCAAAGCAAUGCAGUCAAGCAGAUGGUGGAGCCGCAGUCGGAAUGGGAGCGAGACGAAAAUUGUCUACAACAACACGAGGAUUGGCUCAAAUGCACAAGGAUGCCGAGGAGAGCUUGUCGAGCGAUGGGAGUGAAGAACUGCUGCCUCUGAAAGGCGAACGGCAACGUGAGGUCAUUUCAUCGUCGGGACUGGCGCUGUCUGGCCCGACGACCGGUGGAACGAAGAUGGGGCAACACAUUUACUCUGACUCAGAGAGCAGUUCCUCCCCCAACGAGAAGGAGCUGGAAGAAGUAACCACUCUCGAGAGCAACGUAAGUGACUCUCAGAACCAGCAGACUAUACGUACAAAGGCAGCUAUGAAGGAGUUUGUGCCAGGGACAGCUGCAACAUCGACCCAAUCAGCCACAACUGCCACAGCCGCUGCCAGCAAAUCCACAAAAGAGGCAAAAGAAGGAGGCACCAGCUCCAAAGCGAAUUCCAACGCCAAGUUGCCAUAUCCAGCGGAUCUCCUGGUAGUCCCACAGCGUCAGGCGGCCAAGAAGGCUUCCGAAAACAUGCGCUCCACGAAUCUCGCAGCAACACUGCAGCCAGAUGCCGCGGAUAGAGUGCGGGAGCCAGAAACCAACUCGGCUGCUCCUAUAGGCAAGAACAAGCCCAAGGAUUCCGUCUCGAAGCAAGCGAUGGAUGCGGAGAGAUUCGGAGGGGGAGACAAGGCUCGAACCAAAGAGCAGGCCAAGCCUACAGCGAAGUCGGUUGGAGAAGGGAUUGUGGAGCGUGGCAAGCGGGGCAGACCGCCCAAAGUGCCAAGAGAUCCCACUGCCUCCUAUAACACCAGCAUUGAAAAAGGGAAACCACCUCCGCCUGCCGAAGCAAAGUCUAUUGAUCUUGUUUCAAAUCCUACCACAGCCAAGACCAGUUUCGCUGUCUCCUAUGUGCCACAGAGACAAGCAGCUAAGAAGGCGGCGGAGCAGCUGAAAAGCAGCAAGCCCCUGCAGGAAACUGCCUUCUCAAAUGCGAACGAGUCUGCAGAGAAGGAACUAUCGUCGACGACAACGGGGACGGCUUCGACAGGAACAACAACAACUUCGGCAAAACCCACGAGAAGAACUUCACUGAAGGAAGCACCUAACCCUCCAAAGGAAAGCUUAGGUAACCGGAAAAAGUCGAAGGAGGAGGCAGUGGUGACGGCAACAAAAACGACAACACCAAUAAAGCGUCGGAUUGCGGCACCCAAUUUGUCCAGCUCCAGCUCUGGGGAUAGCGAAAGCUCCAGUUCGUCCAGCAGCUCAGGGAGCAGCUCGAGCAGUGGCAGCGGUAGUGAUUCAGAAAGCGAAUCGGAGGCCAGCGAUGCAGAUAAAGCAAGGCAAACAAACAAGGAGCCAGCUCCAAGCGCUGUAUCAUCGUGCAGUACCGUUUCCUCCAAUGUGCCAAAGCGUUCACCACGUAAAUCUAUGGACAAGCCCGCAGCAUCAGGAGCAGCCGUGGCCACCGCGCCGCCCCCGCCACCACCGCCUCUACCUGUUAGGACUCGUCAGAACUCCACCAACAAAUCGCCAAAGAGAGCACCCCAAAAAUCAGUAGCCACGAUUGCAAUUCAGGACGAUGCCCAAAAUGCCCCCAAAUUGCACCCCUAUCGCCGCCAAUUCUCUCCAGACGACGGAACGAAGCAAGUCCAAUCGGAGCAAUUCACCAAAAGAGCAACGCGUGGCUCCAAGUCACGCCCUCCCUCGCCAUUGGUAAAAUCCUCUCCAGAAAAACAAACCCCCCGACGAAAAUCUCGAGCUGACGAGUCACCCAAAAAGUUACCAAACUGGGAGCAUGAAAUAAAUCAGAGAAAGGCGGCCAGCGGAAAAGCUACCAGCGCGUUGGACAAGAUGUUGGAUAAAAAACAGCAGCAAAUCAACAAUUCCACGUCGGCAUCACCUCCCAGAAAAUCACCCAUUCCUACACCUCCUACACCGCCGCCAGCUCCUUCGCCGCCGCCCGUUAAGCCCCAACAUGAUCCUGAGCCAGUUGUCGAACCCGAGAUGGGUAUAGAUCCCGAACCAGAGCCGGAACCGGAACCCACAACAGAGGCAGGUGAAUUGCCUAUGGAUAUUGAUGAGGAGCUGACCACCGCUCCAACGCAUACGCAGUUAUCGGCCAAUGCCAGCAAACUCGCAGACAUCAUUGAUGACGAGCGGCCGCCUGCCGCUCCACUUCCUGCCUCGCCCACACCCACUCCCACCUCUAACGACGAGUUGUCGGAUGCCGGAAGUGAUCUCAGCGCGCGAUGUCGCAGUCGCUGGCGCUCGAGGCGGAGGAGGAGGAGACGAAGCCACGAGCCAGACGAAGAGCACACCCAUCACACGCAGCACCUCUUAAACGAAAUGGAAAUGGCACGCGAGUUGGAGGAGGAAAGGAAGAACGAGCUGCUGGCGAAUGCUAGUAAGUAUUCCGCGUCAACAUCGUCUCCAGCAGUGACUGUCAUACCACCCGAUCCUCCGGAAAUCAUAGAAUUGGAUUCAAACUCGGCCAACUCGGGAGGAGAUCAGCAACAGCAGGCGCAUCCGCAUCCGCAACUGCAGGAGCAGCCGUUGCCACGACAGCUGAUGGUACACUCACCCGCAAGCGAGGUAGCCUCUUCCAUUCAGCAGCAGGAACCAUCGCACCAGACCUUAAUCGACCAGUUGCCGGUGGAGCAUAUGGCGGCCCCUGUGCUGACAAUCGGUACAACGGCCCCAUGUGUCCUAGAGCCGAUUGUAGACACCAUUCUAGAGAUGGAGGACAGCAAGUUUGCGAAUAACUUUGCGUCAAGCCUAGCCAGCGUGCUGAAUCCGCCGAAUCCCGGGCAGAUGAGCCUCCUCGGAUCGAGCCUAGAUAGAGGGGAGCAAAUCUCCGAAGAGGAUAGCAUCCAGGCCACCCGAAAUCUCCUGGAGAAAUUGCGGAAGACCAAGCGAAAGGCCCAGGAUGACUGCUGCUCGAAGGAAGUCGUUGACUUGUUGCCCCCCACGCCAGCCAUACCGUCGGUGUUUCCGUUCCACAAUGCUGCUGAUCCCGAGGAUAUUAUUCAUGCCCAGAAGGAGCAACAACAACAACAGCAACAACAACAGCAUCAGCAGCAACAACAACAGCAGCAGCAACAACAACAACAAAGUUGUCUAUACGGAAACUCUUCAGGACCGAACUCUGUGGCUUCACUAACGAUUAAGGACUCGCCGAUGACAGCCAACAGUGGAAGCUAUGCUAAUAGUUUGACCAACACUCCGAAUGCCACGCCCACGAAUACCACAAUGGGAAAUAAUCUGGGAGCAAGUAGUGGCUACCAGGUGAAUUUUGGAAACUCCCAGCAAGCGCCGUCCCUGAGCUGCUUUCUUGAGAAGUCACCCCACCAAAAGGGGGGAUGUCCACUUUCCAAAAAUGGAGGAGGAGGUGCAGGAGUACCGGGAGCCACUCCAGACUUUGUAGACCUCGCUGCGGCGGCUGUGAAGAAUAGUAUCGGAAGGUACCACGGUGGAGCAGCGGUUCCGGGCCCUCAGUCAGGGGCAGGGGGCAACAGCAACAGCAACAAACUUAGUGACUACGACGAGAACACGCGCAUGCAGUCGCCAUUCGGCCGGAUGCAGCGCUGGAACGAAAACGAUCUCAUAGCAGCGCGGCGCAGUAGCUCCCCAAGCUCAGUCUCCGAGUCAAACGAUCAGCCCCCAGCAACAGUGGCUGCCCGCAACAUAUCCCAGCUGGAGGGCUGCAAGACCUUCUUCAACAACUACGCCAGUGGUAAUGGUGGAGGCGGGAGUACAGUCAAUCCCACUACUCCCUACAGUCAUGCUCCUCUGGUCAAUGGAAUUGACGGCAUGUCCAUGUUUAGCAACGCUGUGGCACCCCAGCAACAAACAACGCCGACCCAGCAGCAACAACAGCAGAGGACGCCGAAUAGUCAGUACAACGGAGGAAUCUAUCCCCAACUGUCGGCGAUGAUGCACACCCAAACGCCAACAGAAGCGACUCCGAGUCUGUACGGCAAUGGUGGAGUCGGUGUGGUGUCUGGUGUGAGCGUGAGUGUAGGUGUGGGAGCUGUACCGACAACACUACCGCUGCCACCGCCACCACAAGCACCCCAGUAUUCCGGGGCGCCGUACACCACGCCCAGCCUGGGAAUGCUGCCAGUUCAGCAGCAGUCUGUCGUUCCGCCCGUUCAAGUCACGACUACCUCAAACCAUCAGUUUGCUCUGGCCUCGCCGGUAGACGGAAAGAUUCCCACCUACCCUGCCCAUCCAGCUCAGCUGCUUAGCAGUUGCGUGGAAGCAGCGGUAGUGUCGAUGAUGCCUCCAACGACACCAGGUACCGCCGUCGCAAGCAAAGAUUCGCCGAACAAGAGGGGCAGCGUCAAUAGCGGGAGCGCAGCGAAGAAGCAGCCAAACAAAUCACCUCAAAUGCCUCAGGGGAAAUCUCCAGGAAAGUCUCCCAGGCCAGCCCUGCACCCGCCGACGCCUCCUACGCCCACUCCAGCUGCGACUGUACCACCAUCGAAGUAUGACCCGCUGACACACACGAUCCAGGGCAAGCCCCGACAACGCGCCCCAAGGGGAAGUGGCGGUUCUGCGGCUCCAGGUAGAGGCAGGGGACGUGGAAGAGGACGGGGUCGUGGAGCAGGGACUGCCAGUGGAAUGGCCAUAUCCCUCCCGCCGCCCAUGUCGGAUUACGGAAGCAACACGCAUAUAGUCAACAACCUGGUGGGAACGCCCUUCGAGUUUAAUAACUACGACGACGACAUGGCGGGACCAGGAGUGGAGAAUCUGCAGUCGUUGAGGGAUCGGCGCAGAAGCUUCGAGCUGCGAACGCCGCGAGGUCAGGCCAAGCCCACACCCACGACCACUGCAGCGACAACAACAAACCCGUUGCUGCAUCCUGUGCUGCCGGGACCUGUGGAUAUGAGGACCUACAAUCUCGGAUUCGAGGCUCCGCAUAGCACGGCUUCCCAAGAGGCCUACCAGAACAACCUCCUGGGUGCCUUUGACUCCGGAACCGCAGAUCAAACUCUUAGCGAGUUUGACGAGGAAGAUGAACGCCAAUUCCAGUCCGCUCUUCGUGCGACAGGUACUGGAACCUCGCCCAGCAAGCAGCCGGCUGUGACAGCAGCGCCAGUUUCCCCUGCUCCUGCUAAUACCCCUGCUGUAAACUCUCAACCCGCCGCAAAUCUGCACCUUCACUCGACAGAGGCCAAUCAAAUGGCACUGAGUGUCGCUUCCACAGUGGGCGCAACCCACUUGAUGGAGGGAUCGCUGGUUGAGGCUUCCCUAGAGGCAACCUCGGAGGAGGUUUCAAUAGACUCGGACACAACAAUACUGAACAGCAAAACGUCCAGCGAUGCCCGUAGCCAGUUGAAGCUGAAGAUCAAGAGCCCUCUGGCAUACUCUGGGGAGCACUACAGUACAAUGACAAACAGCCUAAGCAGCAGCCUGAGUCUCUCCAGCAGUACUCUGGUGCAGUCUUCGAGUGCUGUGCAAACCACGGUGUCCACCUCCACUGUGGUCAGUGCUUCCUCCGUGGGCAGCGGCAACUCUCGACGAAUGCGCAAGAAGGAGCUGCUCAGCUUGUAUGUAGUGCAGAAGGAUAACCUCAACGACGACAGCUCCUGCGGACUUCCAGCGGCGUCCGACAGCCUUCCCCUGGAUAACCUUCUACGCAAGUCUGAGGAGGAGGAGGAUGUGGCCACCGGCAAUGGAAAUGGAAAUGGGUCUAAGAGGUUCAAAAAGAACUCUAGCAGCAGGGAACUGCGCGCUCUCGACGCCAAUUCAGUGCUACAGGAAGACCAACUGCUCGCAGGCGUUUCGGGCGGCGGAGCAGGAACGGUAUCUGGCGAUGGAAGACGUCGCAGCGCUUGCAGCUCCGGUAGCAAUAACGUCAACAACGGAAAGACCGGUGCGGCCAGCAGUGCGGGUAAGCGUCGAGGACGGAGCAAGACUCUCGAGAGCAGCGAAGACGAUCAUCAGACCCCCAAGUUGAAGAUUAAAAUCCGUGGAUUGUCGGGAAGCGAGGCAGUCGGUUCUGUAGGGAUUUCCAGUGCGGGCGAUAGCAAGAGCUACAGCUAUGAGAUGACUCGCAGAGCUUGUCCUCCCAAGAAGCGCUUGACAAGCAACUACAGCACUCCAACGCUGGAGGAGAUCAAGAGGGAUUCCAUGAACUAUCGUAAAAAAGUCAUGCAGGAUUUUGACAAAGGCGAUGAGCACAAUAAGCGGGAUAACUCUGUCAUAACUUUGGAUGGAGAAUCUCUGAUGCCUCAGCCUCCCAGCAAGCGACCAAAGUCGUCAAAGCCGAAAAAGGACAAAAAGGAGAAGAAACGCCAAAAGCAGAAGCAGCUCAGUUUGAACAGUAGCUCAACAGCAACCACAAUGACUACCACGUUAAUUGAGAACACGGUCAGUGCCUCACCAGGCGAUAAGCCAAAGCUGAUCCUGCGAAUUAACAAGCGCAAAACUGAGACUUCGAUGAAAAUCACUUGCUUGGAGCAGCCGUCGGUGAACGAGGCACCCCUGCGCCUGAAAAUAGCCAGAAACUCCUCGGGAGGAGGGUAUAUAAUCGGCGCUAAAGCUGAAAAGAAGGAAGAUCCGCCACCGGAUGCGCCUAAUGUGUCCCCACAUCAGAUUCCGCUGAUGCUUCCCCUCGGGGAGACAUCGCCCCAAGGGCUGCUAAUCAACAGCUUCACACCGCACUCCCAGAAUGCGAAUGCCUCUCCAGCGCUGAUAGGCAAAGACACCGGAACGCCAUCGCCGCCCUGUUUGGUAAUAGACUCCAGCAAAAGUGCUGAUGUGCAUGACUCCACUUCGCUGCCGGAGAGCGGCGUGGCUGCCAUAGGUGUCCCUGCUUCGCUGGUAGGUGCCACUACCCCGCUGUGCGUGAACGUGGGUAACUAUGAGAAUAGCAACAACUCGUUGCCAUCGGCCAGCGGCACUGGGUCUGCGUCCAGUAAUUCCUGCAAUAGUCAUUCGAACAACAAUAACAACAACAGCAGUGGAGGAGGCUCAGCCAGCGGAGGUGGCAGUUUGCUUCCAUUAAAAAAAGACUGUGAGGUUAGAUGAUAAUCAUAAAAAAGCGAGAGAAUCGCUUAUGUGUGUUUUUUUAUCACUUCAUUCAUUUCAUUUUCCCCUUGUGUGUGAUCCUUGUCCCUUUUGGUUUAAAUGAGCAUUACCCUUCCAUCCUCUUCCAUGUCCCUCGCGAACUUUCAAGUGUACAGCUAGUUUGUAAGCCCCCUUCUUCACCCAACUUCUUUGUCUGUAACAUGUUUGUUGUAAUCGCAUGAGCGUAACAAGAUAUUAUCA
Molecule: messenger RNA, 10793 nt
Organism: Drosophila subobscura
Lineage: Eukaryota; Metazoa; Arthropoda; Insecta; Diptera; Drosophilidae
Gene: rno
Product: PHD finger protein rhinoceros
Biological process (GO): regulation of transcription by RNA polymerase II
Source: RefSeq, a predicted model, not a curated record